Elgaria multicarinata webbii is the source of this 495-nucleotide messenger RNA. Its product is annotated as ovomucoid-like. The record is from RefSeq and is a predicted model, not a curated record. Bases 1 to 495 code for a protein of 164 amino acids. The transcript has 6 exons. NCBI's taxonomy places the organism in Eukaryota, Metazoa, Chordata, Lepidosauria, Squamata, Anguidae. Gene Ontology annotation, molecular function: protein binding.
AUGAAGAAAACAACCAUAUUUCUGGUCCUUUUUCUAGCUAACUGUUGCUUCUUGUUAGCUGCUGGGACUCCAAGAAAGAAGAUUGACUGCAGCAAAGUGAAACACAGCCUUGUAGCCUGCCCUAAGAUCCGUGCCCCAGUUUGUGGAACUGAUGGCAAAACAUACCUCAAUAAAUGUUUGCUGUGUGCCCAAAUCAUAAAUGGAGCAGAUAUAGACUUAGCAUUUGAAGGAUCCUGUGUUGACUGCAGGAAAUAUCCACAACCACCGACUGGCGACUGCCCAAAUAAACACGUACCUGUAUGUGGCACUGAUGGUCAGACCUAUGCCCAUCCGUGCAUCUUGUGCGCAAGAAUCUGGAGCCUGGCCCUUUACCUGGGCCAGUGUCAGCACUUGGUAUUCUUUGGCACCUGCCAAGGCCUAAUUGCUCUGGCUGGUCCCACCAUUGACACCUUCUCUGAAUGCUCCUUUCAAAACAGUUCUGGUCCAGACCUCUAG